AUGGACACCGAGGAUCAAAAAAGCCUGGAAACACGGCAGGAGUUCGUGGAAAAUGAAGAAGCAAGUGCCCAUAGGAAGCUCCCUGAGCUCGCCGAAUUGGACAUGUCUGCUGAGCUCGCAGCGCUGAGUGAAGAGGAAUACGAGAAGCUCAAGAAGUCGGCCAUCUGGAAGCUUGAUCUUCGCAUCAUGCCUCCUGUUGUGCUGAUGUAUAUCCUCAACUACUUGGAUCGUCAGAAUAUUGCCAGUGCAAAGCUGGCAAAUUUAGUGGAAGAUUUGAAUUUGAGCAGUGUUCAAUAUCAAACCUGCGUCAGUCUGCUCUUCGUCGGAUACAUCACCAUGCAGAUACCUUCAAACAUGAUUGCCAGCAAGAUCAAAAACCCUGGUGCCUAUAUCUGCAUAGCAAUGGGGGUCUGGGGCGUCAUCUGCUCUUGCACUGCUGCAGCUCAGAACUUUUCCGGACUGGUGGUUGCUCGAUUCUUUCUCGGUGUGGUUGAAGCAGUGUUUUUCCCCGGUGUUAUUUUCUACAUUUCCCUUUUCUAUACUCGACAGCAGAUGGCACUUCGAACGGCGAUCUUCUACUCAGGAUCUCAGCUGGGAAAUGCUAUUGGACCGUUGAUAGCCAUUGGAAUCCUACAGUUGGGUGGCAAACAAGGUAUCAGCGGAUGGCGUUGGCUAUAUAUCAUUGAAGGCGUGGUUACUAUCUUUUUCGCUAUCAUUUUUGCUCUCAUUUUGCCGGGUUCCCUCCAAAAUAUCCGCGGAAUGAGCAAGCUCGAGAAUGAGGCUCUGUUGUACAAUUAUGCUAUUGAUAUCGGUCAACAGGAUCAUAAGGAUGAGGCUAGCGCUACGAAAGGCUUCAUGCUCGCCGCACGGGAUCCGAAGACGUGGAUGCUUACGGCAAUUCUUUGGGCGACAUACGUUGCCGCAGCUGUGGUGAAUUGGUUUCCCUCAUUGGUUGAUACCCUGGGGUAUUCUCGAAACACCACUUACGGUCUCACUGCGACAAAAGAAAGGUUCUUUCACGUCACAAUUCCUCUAGCAGUUGCAGUAGUUGCCUAUAUCAUAGCUGUCGCGUCUUUGAACACAGGCGCUCGAUACUUCGCAAUGAUGCUCAUGCCCGGGGGCUGCUAUUCAGCCACGAUUGUCAUUCUGUCAUGGGCCACUGGUACUUUGUCUCAGCCUAGCAUCAAGCGCGCGUCGGCUAUUGCGAUUAUUAAUGCAGUUAGCAACACACCGAACAUUUGGACAUCCUACCUAUACUUCGGCGCGCCACGUUACCUGGCUGCGUUUUUGUUGAACAUGGCCAUGGCCGCCUUGGCAAUUGCUUUUGCAUUUCUCUUAUAUAUCUAUCUUCGCAGGCAAAAUGCAAAGUUGGACAGGGGCCAGGAUCUAGGGAAGAAUGGACCUACGGCUGCACAGCAGGCUGCUGGUUUCCGAUACAUCCUUUAG
This is a messenger RNA of Talaromyces atroroseus, 1446 nucleotides long. RefSeq lists its product as hypothetical. The coding region runs from base 1 to 1446 and encodes 481 amino acids. Gene Ontology annotation, biological process: transmembrane transport. Gene Ontology annotation, cellular component: membrane. Lineage: Eukaryota; Fungi; Ascomycota; Eurotiomycetes; Eurotiales; Trichocomaceae. The record is from RefSeq and is a predicted model, not a curated record. Gene Ontology annotation, molecular function: transmembrane transporter activity. The transcript has 6 exons.